Molecule: messenger RNA, 9834 nt
Organism: Chiloscyllium plagiosum (whitespotted bambooshark)
Lineage: Eukaryota; Metazoa; Chordata; Chondrichthyes; Orectolobiformes; Hemiscylliidae
Gene: plxnb1b
Product: plexin b1b
Biological process (GO): positive regulation of axonogenesis; regulation of cell migration; regulation of cell shape
Cellular component (GO): plasma membrane; semaphorin receptor complex
Molecular function (GO): protein binding; semaphorin receptor activity
Source: RefSeq, a predicted model, not a curated record
UUGUAAUGCGCAGUACAUGUGAUCUCCUAGCGCGCUGCUUACAAUGUGAAAGAGAUUCAUUAAGUGCAUGGGAGUGAGAGUCUACAAACAGCAGCCCUCACAAGGAAGCUUUCUUCUCUCUCACACACAUACACCCAGCACCGAACAGAGAGUGCGAGAAAACAAAUAAUUAAACUUCAUCUUAUGCAGCACGGUCCUGGUGCAUCGCAGGAAGCCCUUGGAAUUAAAACUUGCUGAUGUUUACCAAGCCCAGAAAUUCUGAGCUUUAGAGUGGAUUAAGGACUGAUCAGCUCUGGGACACCUUGGAAGCACAAGCAUAAAGCCUGAGGUUUUAAAAAGAUAGAUUAAAGAGAAACUUUUCAAGGUCUGUGCAUGAGAGGACAGCACUAAUGACGAAGCCGGCAGUGCAGGGCUGAUGCACCUGUACGGAGAUCUGGAAGAGACAAAUGCACGUUGAUCAUGCGGUCUGGGAACGUCUUCCUUGCCAUCGUUUUUCUAAGUAUCUGCCGUGGGGAUAAGUACAAAUCCUUCAGCAGGUCGGAUGUGAAGUUUGAGCACCUGACCAUUGACCCAGAGACUGGCAACGUCUACAUCGGGGCCGUGAACUUCCUGUUCCAGCUGACCUCGGAGCUGACCGACCUGGUAGUGCAGCCAACGGGGCCACAGAAUGACAGCAAGGAUUGCCUUCCGCCCGUCAACCCCAGCGACUGCCCGCACGCGAGGCUGACAGACAACCACAACAAGCUCCUCCUGACUAACCCCUACGGCGAUGAGCUGAUCACCUGCGGCAGCUUGUUUCAAGGAAUCUGUGAGAAAAGGAGUUUGGGAAACAUUAGCCGGGUCUUGUUCCGCCCGGAACGCCCGGUUGACACGCAGUACGUCGCUGCCAAUGACCCCAACGUCACUACGGUAGGGUUGGUCGGCCUGUCCAAAGGCAAGACAGCCGUCCUGUUUGUAGGCCGUGGUUACACCAGCAAAGGUGCCGGUGGGAUCCCUCCCAUUACCACCCGCAAUUUGGAGUUACAAAAUCCACAGAGCCUGGAAUCUCACCCCAUUUUCUCCUACGAGGAUACGGCAAAGUUAGCAGUAGCUGGAAGGCUCUCUGAGUACAACCACCAUUUUGUCAAAUCUUUUAUUUACCAGUUUUCGGUGUAUUUUCUGUUCUACCGGAGGGACCUCAAGUCCUCAUCCAGAGAAUACAAAACCUACGUGUCGCGGAUCUGCUUGGGAGACAUGCACUAUUACUCGUACGUGGAGGUACCGCUUGUCUGUCAGACUGCUGAGAAGAACUACAAUUUACUCCAGGCGGCCUAUGUCAGCCGGCCGGGGAAGGGCUUAGCGGAGGGGACUCUCCAAACUAACGGGGAGGUCCUGUUCGCCACGUUCGCUGUUGGUCAGACAGCCACGGCAAAGGCAACGGAGGAGUCAGCACUUUGCAUUUACACCAUGAAUCAGAUUGAUCAGAUGAUCAACCAGACCAGGGACCAGUGUUACACCAAUUACGGGAAGGUGGGCGAGAAGGCUGAGGCAGCCUACAUUGAGUAUGAAGUCAAGUCCAGCUGCAGCGGAUUAACUUCAGACACUCUUAAUGCAUACCCGUGUGGUUAUGACCACACCCCCAGCCCAAUGGCCAGCCGCAUUCCGAUAGAGGCAGCUCUGGUACUGAAGGUUGCGCAGGGACACCUGGUGGCAGUGGCAGUGACUGUGGAAAUGGAGCACACCAUCGUCUUCUUGGGAGAUGCCAAGGGCCGUUUGCACAAGGUUUUUGUGAAGCCAUCUGGAGAGGCAGAGCAAUAUGCGACAGUCACAAUCCAGCCCAACGCAGCAGUCAAUAGCGACCUAGUAUUUGACCGUGAGCAGAAGCAUCUUUACGUCACAACUCAGCUAAAGGUGGUGAAACUUCCAGUGAGUGAGUGUUCUGCCUACGCUGACUGUCAGUCCUGUCUAGUAGCGAGGGAUCCAUACUGUGGCUGGUGCAUACUUCAGGGCAGGUGCUGUCGGAGGUCAGAGUGCGAAAGGGCGGAGGAAGGUGUUCAAUGGCUCUGGAGCUAUGAGGAAGGCCGACAGUGUCUGAGUGUGCAGACUCUGAUCCCAGCUAAUAUCAGCAGACAGGAGCAAAAACAGGUAUUUGUGAAUGUCGCUGACUUGCCUGUUCUUGCCGAGGGUGAGUCUUACACCUGUCUCUUCGAUGAUUACUCCAGCCCUGCAGUCAUUACGGAGAGAGGUGUGGUGUGUUGGACCCCCAACGUCCAGCAACUUCCACCGACAAAACCAGGAACAGAUCAUGUGACUGUCAGAUUAAAAGUAAUGUUCUUUAACAUCAUACUGACAGCAGAGCGAUUCACCUUCUAUGACUGUGCUGCAGUCCAGCAGCUCUCCAGAAAUUUUCCGUGUCGUGGAUGUGUGAGCAGUCAAUGGGGUUGUAAUUGGUGCGUGCUUCAGCAUCACUGCACCCACAACACCACCUGUGAGGAUGAGGUGAUCAUUUUUAAUGAGAAUUUUGUACGACCCUACGUGGUACCUCCUACCCUUGCUACCAAGUCGCUUCGUGUCGACACUACUGUGCUUCCAACCACCACCCGCCUCACCACCACAGCUCUCACAACAGGAGCUACAACCAUUCCUACCAUAUUGCUCCACACAGAUACCACGCUGACUACCAGAACUAUGACCACUACCACAUUGCCAACCACUGUGCCCUCCUCUGCUGUGGUGCUGACCAAUGCCACAGCCGAUCCGACUGGCCAGUCAACCACUACGCCCACCAUGCCAGCUCCAACGACAGUGCCCACCACCCCGGACAUCACACCUGCUCCAACCACACAAUGGACUGCAGCCAGUCCGUCCUCAGGGGCUACUACUGUGGCUGAGAGCAGUACCCCGAACUCGACCACACCCGAGGGCGCAGCACCUACCCCCGGUCCAUCAGGGGAGGUCUUGACCACGGUCACGUCUGCGUCGCCACCCACUACACUCGAAGAUCUGUUGGAAACUAGCCCACUCACGACGGUUGCCCCUCCAACAAUUGAUGCCGUCAUUACAACCGCAUCAACCUCUCCUUUCAACGGGACGGACGGUGCCACCCCCACCGUUGCCACGACAGCCCCCGCCGCCAAUCCCACGGAGCCCCCUAUCACUCGAUUGGCUGUGCCUACUGACCCCCGACCUGACCACCUGACAGCCCUGCCCACUGUUUGGCCUGUAAAGGACGUUGGUGAGUGGAAGGAGCCAGAUGCUUGGGUAGACCCUGUGCAGGUUGAGAACGACACAGCCGUCUUCUCGGCUGCUGCUGCGCUGCUAUCAGGUGACGGAGAUGUUGAGAACCCUUCUCCUGCCUUUCUCCACCUGCUUGACACUGAGGUCGACUACCACUUUGAUCCUGACUCUCCAUCUUUCUCCGUACAGAACCACGAAGGGAUAGUUAAGGGUCCUGCAGACUGUCCCUGUGUCAAUAACAUUCAAGGAUCACCCCUUCUGCCUGUCAACACGGAGAGGAAAAUAACGCUGGUGGGACAAAACUUGCACUUCUUCCAGGACCCUGAAGGGGAUUAUGAAUGUGUCUUUGUUAUCGAGAGUCAGACAGUGGUGGUGGAGGCAAUUGUUGAAGGGGACAUUAAUGAUCCCUCGUUUUACUCGAUUACUUGUCAGGUGCACCAGUUUACCUAUGCCACAUUACAGCAAGAGUAUAAUGCAACCGUGUAUGUCCAACGGCGGCCCAAUUACAGAGUGGACAGCGGUCAUGAUUUGCAUAUUACCCUGUAUAACUGUUCUGUGGAUCGAACAGACUGCAGCCGCUGUCAGACAGCAGAAACUAAGUACGCUUGUGUGUGGUGUGGGGGAGGGAAGCCCAGCUGUGUGUACGAAAAGUCCUGUGUGGAUGGAGUGGAACAGACCUGUCCAGCCCCCUUCAUUCACUCGAUUGACCCAGCGUCAGGGCUGCAGGAAGGUGGAACCAUGGUCACCAUCACGGGCUCAAACCUAGGCCAGCGAUUCGAGGACAUCCAGAACAUGGUGACGGUGGCUGGGAUCCCAUGUCGUGCUGAUCCUCUGAAGUACGAGGUCUCCACUAGGAUUGUGUGCUACACAGCAGCCAGUAAUGAGCAAGUAUCAGGCCAGGUCACAGUUGAAGUGGUAAAUGGAGGCAGCAGCAGCUCUGCACAGCCCUUUACUUAUCAGAACCCAGUGCUGAACUCUAUUUCACCGUCACGUGGCCCAAAAGCUGGAGGAACACAUCUUACUCUCAAUGGCGUCAAUUUGUUGACUGGCAGACCAAGUGAUGUCCGGGUAUUUGUUGGUGACCUUCCCUGUCUUAUUUCUGACAUUGAGGAUCACCGAGUCCAGUGUCUCACUACACCAAGCAACCAGACAGAUGAGCUGCCUAUCACAGUCAAGUAUGGUGAUAUUCCAAAAAGAUUGAGCAAUGUCUUCUACAGCUACACAGAAAAUCCAAACAUCACCAGUGUGCGUCCAGACAAGAGCUUCUUAGGUGGUGGAAGAGUGAUCAGUAUAAAUGGGCAAAAUUUAGAUGCUGUGCAAACACCUCAAAUGAUGGUCCAGUUAAUCCCAAACGAACGAAGGCAGAGAUCGAUAUCUGAACGACAGAGCCGGGUGAGAGAGAGGAAGCGCAGAAUGAUGAAGGACAACAACACUGAAAGGCAUGCAGACAAGUUUACUGAAUUCUGUCAGGUGAAUUCCUCCUUCUUCAUGACUUGUAAGACACCAUCAAUCAAAGCCCCUGCCAGCGAUGCUGACAUCACCGUGCACUUCCUCAUGGAUAACUUGUGCUUCGAUUUCAAUGAGAUCAGUCCAACAAAGUUCACAUACAAGCCUGACCCAAUCCUGAAGCCACUGAAUGCAGGUGACCCAUCAAAGCCAUACAGACACAAGCCAGGCAGUGUAUUGUCUGUUGAGGGGGAAAACCUGGACCUAGCAAUUACGAAGGAAGAGGUGGUUGCAAUGGUGGGUGAGGGAAUCUGUGUUGUGAGAACAUUGACUGCAAAUCACCUAUACUGUGAGCCCCCCCUGGAGCAGCCUGCAGCCCGAAGGCGGAGGAAGCGAGAAAGCCUGGACACUCUACCAGAAUUUAUUGUGCAGAUGGGAAAGCUGCAUUUCAAGCUGGGAAAGAUCCGAUAUGAUGCUGAGAGCCAAUCCAAUUUCCCACUCGAGGCCCAGAUUGGACUUGGGGUGGGAGCCUCCAUCGUUGCGCUGAUCGUCCUGAUCAUUGUGCUUAUCUACAGGCGGAAAAGUAAGCAGGCCUUGAGAGACUACAAGAAAGUACAGAUCCAGUUGGAGAACCUGGAGACCAGCGUUCGUGAUCGAUGCAAGAAGGAGUUUACAGAUCUCAUGACUGAAAUGAUGGACCUGUCCAGUGAUCUGGUUGGAACUGGAAUUCCUUUUCUGGAUUACAAGACCUACGCCGAGCGGAUUUUUUUCCCAGGGCACAGGGAGUCACCUCUGCAACGGGAUCUGGAUGUCCCUGAAUCUCGACGCCAGACAGUGGAACAGGGCCUUGUGCAGCUUUCUAAUUUAUUGAACAGCAAGCUUUUCCUCACCAAGUUUAUACACACGCUGGAGAGCCAACGGACGUUUUCCCCACGGGAUCGUGCGUAUGUGGCGUCGCUGUUGACUGUCUCAUUGCAUGGGAAGCUGGAGUAUUAUACAGACAUCUUGAAAACGCUGCUGAAUGAUCUGGUGGAGCAGAACGUUGCCAAGAACCCGAAAUUGAUGCUGCGCAGAACAGAAACAGUGGUGGAGAAGUUGCUGACUAAUUGGAUGUCGAUCUGUCUAUACACAUUCCUCAGGGAUUCAGCAGGGGAAUCGCUCUACAUGCUAUUCCGAGCAAUCAAACACCAAGUGGAUAAAGGACCUGUUGAUGCUGUGUCAGGAAAGGCCAAGUAUACUCUUAAUGACAACAGACUACUCCGAGAGGACGUGGAAUACCGCACAUUGACCCUCAAUGUCCUGGUGCAAGGUGAGGAUGUACAACCCUCGCCUGUGAAAGUUUUGGAUUGUGACACUAUCACCCAAGUCAAGGAGAAAAUCAUCGAUCAGAUCUACAAAGGAGUGACCUACUCACUUCGACCCCAUGUGGAAACACUCGACCUGGAAUGGAGAUCUGGGUUGGCUGGACAUCUUAUCCUUUCUGAUGAAGACUUGACCUCCGUUCUCCAGGGAAACUGGAAGCGUCUGAACACCUUACAGCAUUAUAAGGUUACUGAUGGGGCCACAGUUGCUCUUGUCCCACGCCUCAGCAAGCACAUUCACCAUGAGAAUCAUGAUUUUACUGCAGGAGAGAAGACUCCAAUGUUGGAAGAUGCAGAUGAAGGAGGGAUCAAAGUCUGGCACCUGGUCAAAGCCAGUGAAGAACCCGAACUCCCCAAACACAGAAGGGGCAGCCUGCGGGAGCGGGAGCGAGCCAAAGCCAUUCCUGAGAUCUACCUGACACGAUUGCUUUCCAUGAAGGGCACACUGCAGAAGUUUGUAGAUGACCUCUUCCAGGUGAUUCUCAGCACAAGUCGGCCUGUCCCUCUUGCUGUCAAAUAUUUUUUCGAUCUCCUGGAUGAACAAGCAGUACACCAUGGGAUUACCGAUACAGAAACUAUUCACAUCUGGAAAACAAACAGUCUGCCUCUUCGUUUCUGGAUAAACAUUAUUAAAAAUCCGCACUUCACCUUUGACGUUCAGGUGUCGGAUAAUGUGGAUGCCAUGCUCUCAGUCAUUGCGCAGACCUUCAUGGAUUCCUGCACUAUAGCAGAACAUAAACUAGGCCGGGAUUCUCCAAUUAACAAACUGCUGUAUGCCAGGGACAUCCCUCGAUACAAACAGAUGGUGGAGAGGUACUAUGCAGACAUUCGACAGACAAUCUCAGCUAGUGACCAGGAAAUGAACUCUGCUUUAGCUGAGCUGUCCAGGAAUUACUCCAGCGACAUGAACUCCCUUGUGGCUCUUCAUGAACUCUAUAAAUACAUCAACAAGUACUAUGACCAGAUCAUUACAGCACUAGAAGAGGAUCCAACAGCACAGAAGAUGCAGCUUGGUUAUCGGUUACAGCAGAUUGCUGCAUCUGUGGAAAACAAGGUCACAGACUUGUGACAGGAGGAACUUCUGAGAAUGAUCUGAAGGAAGAGUUGAGGCAUCUUUGCAUUGAUGCAAACAGAGGAGCAAUGAGACACUAUGAUCAGUGAACAGAGCUUGUUGAAUGCAGGAGUGCCUUACGGAAACAUGCUUCCUCUAUUACUUCAGCUAUGGGAAUGAAGGAAAGCAAACUCCUGUGAUGCAUCAGAUUUUGCAAAACAAUGAAAAGAGCCUCUUUACCCACUUCUAGGCCAUUUCCACUUGCUUCAAGCUCUCUUUUGGGAGUGUUCAUAUUGUAGACUAUUAAACAACUUAGAAAACAUCACAGAACAUGAAAAGUUUAAAGAGUCAGCAUAUCAAUGGACAAAUGAUGUUAAUAUUUUUUCCACAAGAGAGAUUUAAUUUUUUUUAAACUAAUCCUAUAAGAGAGGUUUUACUGUCCUACGUUGGAAGCUGCAAAGUGAGAUUGGGAAAUGGCACAGAUAUUGAGACGUUGAAGAGUCUAUACACUAAAUGGAUUGAAUUAAUUAGGUGCUUGGUUUCAAUAAAUGUAGGAUGGACAACAGCAAGCACUAUACACAGGAAAUUGACUGUUAAAGGUCCAGUCAAGCACUGCGCUCCUGAACAGAAGACCAAGUUCAAACAGGUCCUGUUAUUGGUAGGUUUCGAGAGUAUGCAGAAGUAAGAUUGUCAUCUGCCACUCGGUGAGUUUGAAAAGCCCUGGGAGGGAAUUAAGCCAUUUGGAGGUGAAUGUUUGGAACUAUGUCACCGCCUCAAAGCACGUUAACAUCAUUGCAUAACUGGUUUAAAUGUUCAUGUCUGUCAGAUAUACCAGUAUCUUUCAACAGACUAUUCCACUUCCUUAAAUUCUGGCAGUGACCUGUCCAUAUAUUGCUCAAUACCGUCUAGUCCUUAGAAUACCUUGUGGUGGUGUUCUCUUCACCUUGAUAGGAAAGGAGAUUCUUAUUUUAUUUGAUAUCUCAUUUUACAUCACUGCUAAUUGUCCACUCCAGAAUAUUAAAUGUUUGGCCAUUGUUUUGUGUCCAGCCAUUGAUGAAAAGCUGCAAAAACCCUCUGUGGAUAGAGCCAAGUGGUUCCAACAAGUCAGGCCACUCAGCUAAGACUGGUACAAAUCAAUCCCAGUAGCAAAUAGCCUGGGAUUAUUGAGCAGCCUCAUUUCUUUUUGGUUAAAAGUUAUUUCCAAAGGACCAAUUAAUAUCAGAAACAUUUCUUCAAACUUCUUGACCUGCAAAGGUAGAUGGAAGAACAAUCGUUCUUAAAUUGUCAGUUUAUUCAUAGUAUCCCAUUAUACUGCUGUUACCCUUUUGAUUAUGUGCAACUCUUUAAUGUCCUUUCUGACCCAUUGUAGAGGCCCAGGAGCCUGUUUUAUUUUUGUUGAAGGAGGGAGUAACUUUAAUAUCCACCAUAUGAAGUGACUGAUGUCACUUGAACUACGUGACCAUCAGAAGUAAGGUCCUGCAGAUCCUGGACCACUUGGAAUGACUUUUAAAAAUAUUUUAAUUUAAAAGAAGUUGUGAUACCUUUUGAGGUUCAAACAUCCAACAGACAGAAUUGAGUAAUGGGUAGGAAAUACGAAGGAUCUACUGGUCUUACUGAUGGGUGGCAUAUGUUUAGUUUGUGGGACUUGGGAUGAAAUGCUGUUUUAAAUAUUGACUUACCCCAUAACAAUAGUAACCUGUUUCGAAGUAAGCUUCAUUAUCAUUUUAAUUUAUUAUAAAGUCUGAAAUAGUAUGCUUGCACAUCCGGUAUUGUAACAGCAGUGUUAUCCCCCUCGAGGGAAAUAAAACCUUCUAGAGUGAGGUCCACUACGUGAAGAUGAUGGUCUCAAAGCAGAGUAUCAGAUGUUUUCGAACAUCAUUCCCUUGAAAAGAAGGAUCAUGAUUGUUCUUCCAUAUUGGGGUGUGUGCAGUAACAUCCUUUUACGGUACAGCCUGAGACAGGAUUUCAAUUUUGAUCUUGGAAUUCAGAAUUGUAUUUAAUUCUAAUCUUUUUAUAUCAUCUCAAUUCACAUACAUAUAGAUGAUGUUCAGUGCAAAUGUCUGAUCCACAAUAAAACUUUAUACAGAUUUUUGUCACGACUGCUUAGAAAUGUCUCUUAUGUCAUUGGACCCAUGUCAUUAAGAUGCAGCUGCACACCUCAAUAUGGCAGCAGUGGUGUUUGUUUGCCUGAAAAAUAUGUAUUCAAUGGGAAAUCUAGCUGAUAAUUACAGAUUUCUCUGCUGCAUUAUUUUUUAUCAGAUAAAUGCGGAGGCAGCAAGUUCACUUUGUUAAAACAUUUUAAAAAGCGUGAAUAGGUCCACUCUUAGAAUACCCGGAAUAAUACAUUCCAUCCCACGUGUUUGGAAUGUAAAAGUAAAGGGCUUUGAUGUCAGCCCAAACAACAUUUUGUGAUUAUUACAGGGCAAUAUGAUAAUGCACAAGCUGAUUACCAAUAGUCACUUUUCCCCAGAAAGUCUUUCUUGAACAUGAAGCAAUGAUGACACCAGAGGUGUUUUAAGUGAAAUUUCAGCAAUCUAAUGAUUGUAUUUGUGACUAUGCCACUGAAAGAUUUUUUUUUAAAAGAAAAGCUCACUUUCAAAACAUUUAUAUAAGCCCUUUUUAUUUUUAAACAAUAAUGUAUUUAUUUAAUUAGCAGGCAAAGCCUGAUUAAAUGAGGACACUGAUAGUUUUUGUUCUUUUGUUCUGUGAAGUUCUUGAUUUCUUUCUGAUCAUGAACCAGCACUUAGGUGUCUUCCACAG